This is a messenger RNA of Wyeomyia smithii (pitcher-plant mosquito), 3210 nucleotides long. RefSeq lists its product as uncharacterized. Gene Ontology annotation, biological process: DNA integration. The record is from RefSeq and is a predicted model, not a curated record. Lineage: Eukaryota; Metazoa; Arthropoda; Insecta; Diptera; Culicidae. The coding region runs from base 1 to 3210 and encodes 1069 amino acids. Gene Ontology annotation, molecular function: nucleic acid binding. The transcript has a single exon.
AUGGAACGAUUGGGAGAGUCAAAGUCAAUUGCAACCAAACGAUUUAUGGCACUUGAAAGGCGAUUGAAUGCUAAUCUGGAAAUGAAGGCUCUUUACACGGCAUUUAUCCACGAAUAUUUGCUAAUGGGUCAUAUGAAGGAAAUAAGGGACGAGGAAAAUGAACCAAAGUGUAGCUACUACAUGCCCCACCAUGCUGUUAUGAAACCAGACAGUACCACGACGAAACUGAGAGUCGUUUUUGAUGCGUCGUGCGCCACAGACUCCGGAAUUUCGUUGAAUGACAUUCUGAUGGUGGGUCCAGUAGUUCAAAAUGAUCUGCUGUCUAUCUUGAUUCGGUUUCGACUCCAUAAAUAUGCAAUUGUCGGCGAUGUCGAGAAGAUGUACCGAAUGAUCAACGUCGUGGAACAAGAUCAGCCACUUCAGAGAAUACUUUGGAGAGAAUCAGUGGAUGAGAGGUUGCGAACAUACCAAUUGACCACCGUAACGUAUGGCACUUCAUCAGCUCCGUAUCUUGCCACAAGGAGUUUGAAAAGAUGUGCUGAAGAGGGAGAAAAGACACAUCCAGUUGCAGCCAAUGUGAUCAAGAACAACUUCUACGUUGAUGAUAUGCUUGCUGGGGUACAUACUGUAGAUGAAGGGAAGAAACUUUGCAGCGAUGUGCAAUCGCUUCUCGGGUCCGCUGGGUUCAACCUGCGGAAAUGGCACUCUAAUCAACAAGAGAUUUUGAACAAUAUACCAAGUUACUUGAGGGAUAAACGUGACGUUCUUAAUAUCGAUACGACAUCUACCGUAAAAACACUUGGUCUCACCUGGGAACCAGAUUCGGAUCUUUUUUGGUUUAAAAUGCCACGCUGGAAGCAGACGUCUCCGAUAACGCAACGUGUUGUACUAUCUGAAGCCGCACGUCUUUUCGAUCCAUAUGGACUAGCAGGACCCGUCAUUGUUCAAGCGAAGAUGUUUCUCCAAGAGCUUUGGAAAGGAAAGUAUUCUUGGGAUGAGCCUUUAAGCAUGAUGUUACAAUCACAAUGGCUGGAGUUCAGAAACAGCUUGGAUCGACUCGAUGCAGUUUCCGUGCGCUGGAUUGCAUUUGGUAAAAAUGUAAUUUCAUGCGAACUUCACGGUUUCUGUGAUGCCUCAGAAAGGGCUUACGGAGCCGUUAUCUACCUAAGAAGUGUAACACGAGAAGGUCAGGUAUCAGUUCGUUUAGUGAUGGCGAAAUCGAAGGUGGCGCCUUUAGAAGACUUGAAUAAGCGGAAGAAAAAACUGUCGAUACCCAGACUAGAGUUGUCAUCAGCAUUGGUACUGGCACACCUGUAUGAAACUGUUGCCGCAAGCAUCCAAAUUCCAACUAAGGCUUAUUUUUGGACUGAUUCGACCAUAGUGAAGUGUUGGCUUUCAUCGCAUCCGUCUAGAUGGCAAGUAUUCGUAGCCAACCGAGUGUCGGAGAUUCAGCACAUCUCCCGAGAAGGCGUUUGGAAUCAUGUGCCCGGCGUUGAGAAUCCGGCUGAUAUUAUUUCCCGGGGUGCGACACCGCUUCAACUAGCAGAAAGCUCUGUAUGGUGGAACGGUCCCAGUUGGCUCGGGAAAGAUUGCAACGAAUGGCCGAAAACGUAUGAAGCUCCAGACCAACAAUUCGAUUCAGUUACGUUGGAAGAAAAACCCUUAGUUACAGCAGCGUUACAGAUGUUACCUCCUAGUGAAAUCUUCACUCUUUAUUCGUCAUUGUGUAAACUGGUCCGGUUGACGGCAUGGAUAUUACGUUACACACAUAACAGCAGAAAAAUCAAUCGAACAGUCAGACGAACAGGAGUGCUCAGUGCACGAGAACAUGAAGAAGCAUUGCUCGUUUUAGUGAAAUUGGCACAAUCCGAAUGUUUUCCAAUUGAACUGUCGGAUCUAGCAGCGAGAGGAGAAGUUAAGCCUACCUCUAGAUUACAUUCCAAGGAUCCUGAGGUACGAGACGGUGUGAUUCGCGUUGGCGGUAGACUUCGUCAUGCUCCAGUUACGUUCGACAGAAAACACCCGAUAGUGUUGGACAGCAGUCACCCAUUAACCAAGCUGAUAAUGAAAGAAUAUCAUCAUAAACUCCUCCACGGAGGACCGCAGCUUAUGCUUUCUUGCAUGAAGGAAAGAUUCUGGCCACUUUGUGGGCGAAACCUAGCGAAGAAAGUAGUUCAUGAAUGUGUUCCUUGCUUUAGAGCACGACCACGCGUCCAUGACCAACUGAUGGGCGAUUUACCGUUGGAACGGGUAACUCCAGCUCCUGCCUUCCUGCGAGUUGGAAUUGACUAUUGCGGUCCAUUUAGUCUCCGCCACACGUCGCGAAAGACCAUUCCGGCUAGGUGUUACUUGUGCUUGUUCAUCUGCUUGGUGGUCAAAGCUGUCCACAUAGAAGUGGUAGCCGAUCUUACGACCGAAGCCUUUAUCGCAGCACUAAAACGUUUCAUUGCCAGGCGCGGCAAACCUGAAGUAAUUUUUUGUGAUAAUGCCACCAAUUUCGUAGGCGCUCGGAGAGAACUAAGCGAAUUGCACCGACUGUUCCGCUCUGAACAAUUUCAAAAUCCGAUAGUUACAGAGGCAGCAAAAGACCUGAUCGAUUUCAAAUUUAUUCCUGCGAAAUCACCGAACUUCGGUGGGUUAUGGGAAGCAGCCGUGAAGUCCCUUAAGGGUCACAUGCGACGAGUCAUUGGAAAUAAUUUACUCCGUCCUGAUGAAAUGUUCACCGUUGUCACGCAGAUCGAAGCCUGUCUCAAUUCGAGACCAAUCACUCCACUAAGCAACGAUCAUCGAGAUUUGGAAGCCCUUACUCCUGGGCACUUCCUAAUACAGCGCCCUCUCACCGCCAUUCCAGAACCCAGCCUCACGGAUAUACCGGAAAACAGACUAAGCAGGUGGCAAUUAGUCCAACAGUUCUUCCAAAGGAUCUGGAAACGUUGGUCAACUGAAUAUUUGUCAGAUCUCCACAAUCGAAACAAAUGGACAAGAAGGAGAAACAACCUACACAUCGGAACGAUGGUGUUGGUAAAAGACGAUAAUUUACCCCCACUGAAGUGGCAAUUAGGACGUGUUACAGAAAUUCAUCCAGGAAUCGAUGGCAACAUAAGGGUUGUCACCGUUCGCACCCAACAGGGAACAUAUCGGCGAGGCAUUCAAAAAAUAUGCAUUCUUCCGAUCCGUGAUAAUCAACCGCAUGUCGAGGAUACCCAGUAA